GAACUGCAGUUUAUGCGCAAUGCAUUAUGGGACAAGCUGUCAUGGCGGCUCCCUUACAGUAGAAAUGACAUCUGAUUUAGGAUUUAAUUCACUUGAUUCACUGUUUAUUUUUUUCACUUCAUUCUCCUGCAGUCCACGAUGCAUUAUUGAUUGAACACCUAAAGUUGCCAUGAAGCGGAUUGCAGCCUUGAUUGGCAGGAGUGCCUCAUCCUGUUGGCACCAUGGGAGCCCAAAUCUGCCCUUGUUGCCCGUCUUGGCCCCUGGGCCUCAAUACACCGGUUCUCAAGUCCGGCACCUGGCUGCUAAACAGAAUAAAGGCCAUUUCAAAGGUCAAAAGAUUUUAAAGCCAGUAAAACUGGAGAAACAACAGAAACAAGAAGUGGAGAUCAAACAGAGGAUGACAGUCUGUGAACUCGCUAAAGCCAUGAAUAAAGACAUUGAUCACGUAUACGAGGCUCUGCUCAACACUGAGGUAGAUUUAGAUGAGUUGGAGCCUGACACGGUGCUGGAGGAGAAAUGGAUUAAAGAGGCAGUGAAGAGAUCUGGAAUGAAACACAGAUGGGCCAAACUAGUGGAAACCAAAGUCAGAGAAAAUAAAGACUUCCAGAGACAGCCUCCCCCAGAUCCUGCUCAGUUGGUACUCCGACCUCCGGUGGUAACCAUUAUGGGUCACGUAGACCAUGGAAAGACCACCCUGCUGGACAGUCUGAGGAAGAGUCAAAUCGCUGCUCAGGAGGCCGGGGGCAUCACGCAACACAUCGGGGCUUUUCGGGUUCAGCUUCCUUCAGGUGAGAAGAUCACUUUUCUGGACACACCCGGGCACGCUGCGUUUUCUGCCAUGCGGGCACGUGGAGCCAUGGUUACGGAUAUAGUCAUUCUGGUGGUUGCCGCUGAUGACGGAGUGAUGAAACAGACCAUCGAGUCCAUACAGCAUGCAAAAAAAUCCAAAGUGCCGAUCAUUGUGGCUGUGAAUAAAUGUGAUAAACCUCAGGCCGACCCCCAUCAUGUGAAAGAAGAGCUGUUAGCACAUGAAGUGGUCUGUGAGGAGUUCGGAGGGGAAAUCCAGGCCAUCCAUAUAUCUGCAUUAAAGGGGGAUAAUUUAAUAGAGCUGGCUGAAGCCACAGUGACACUGGCAGAGGUCCUGGAGCUGAAGGGCGACCCCACCGGUUUAGUUGAGGGGACGGUCAUAGAGAGCCGAACUGACAAAGGCAAAGGGCCCGUUACCACGGCGAUCAUCCAGCGUGGCACCCUGAGGAAAGGCUGUACGCUGGUGGCUGGGAAGUGCUGGGCUAAAGUACGCUUUAUGUUUGAUGAAUAUAACCAGGCAUUGACCGAGGCCGGACCCAGCAUCCCUGUAGAGAUCGUGGGCUGGAAAGAUCUUCCCUCUGCUGGUGAGGAGAUCCUGGAGGUGGAAUCUGAGCAAAGGGCUCGUGAGGUGGUGGAGUGGCGCAGCUAUGUUGAAGAACAGGAGAAGUUAAAAGAAGACCAGCAAGCCAUCGAAACCAAGCAGAAACAGCAUCAGGACGUCUACAAGAAGGCGAGGGAGAGCACGGCCCAUCUCACCUGGAAACAGAGGAGGGCGGCCAUGUACAGAGCCAACAAACAUAAACUCGCCCACAGGGUCAGCGAGAAAACUGAGACGGAGGAACUUUCGCUACCCAUCAUUGUCAAAGGUGAUGUUGAUGGCUCGGUGGAGGCCAUUUUGAACAUUCUGGAAAAUUAUGAUGCUGAUGACCAGUGCCAACUGGAUGUGGUGCAUUUUGGUGUGGGUGACAUUUCAGAGAGUGACAUUCACUUGGCAGAGACGUUCUCAGGUACUAUAUACGGAUUCAAUGUAUCUGCAAAUAAAUCGGUUCAGCAGAUGGCUGCCAAGAAGGGCAUUCCUCUGAGAUUUCACAAAAUCAUCUACAAACUCAUCGAUGAACUCAAAGAGGACCUCAGCAGCAAGCUAUCCCCGGUCAAAGAGGAAAAUAUCAUUGGUGAAGCUUCGGUUCUGGCCACAUUUGAUGUGACGGUGGGGAAAAAAAAGAUCCCAGUGGCUGGUUGUAGAGUUCAGAAAGGCCAACUGGACAGAAAGAUGAAGUUCAGGCUCGUUCGAGGGAGAGAUGUUCUUUGGGAAGGUUCUGUGACGACACUGAAACAUAUGAAGGACGACGUACCCACCGUAAAGACAGGCAUGGAGUGUGGUCUUUCUCUAGAUAAUGAGGACCUUGAAUUCAGACCCGGGGAUGAAAUUGUUUGUUACAGUGAAACGGAGACAAAACAAAAAAUAACUUGGGAUCCAGGAUUUUGAGUGACUAAAAGCAAUAAUCCACAAUUGCCGCUACCAACGAAUAAAUUACCAGUGACGUUU
Misgurnus anguillicaudatus (oriental weatherfish) is the source of this 2353-nucleotide messenger RNA. It is a transcript of the gene mtif2, whose product is annotated as mitochondrial translational initiation factor 2. NCBI's taxonomy places the organism in Eukaryota, Metazoa, Chordata, Actinopteri, Cypriniformes, Cobitidae. The record is from RefSeq and is a predicted model, not a curated record. Gene Ontology annotation, cellular component: cytoplasm. Gene Ontology annotation, molecular function: GTP binding; GTPase activity; translation initiation factor activity. Gene Ontology annotation, biological process: translational initiation.